CCUGCACACCCUCCACCCCCCAGCACCCGCAGUGGCACCAUGGCGUCUGUCAGCUCGUCCUCCACCUACCGCUCGGAGCAGAUCAGCACCUACAGCAAGAGCGGGGCCCCCGCGGAGCCCUGCCGUGAGCCGCGGGGUCCCUUCACUUCCCGGCCCCGGGAUGCCUACAGCUAUGCAGGGUCCCCCGCAGGCCUGCGCCCCCUCGGCCUGGGCAGCAGCGUGCACGCGGGCGGCGACUGCUACCAGGUGAUGGCUGACGUGAGCCAGUUCGAGCCGCAGGAUGUCGUGGUGACCACGUCCAACUGCCAGGUCGUCAUCCGGGCUGAGAAGGUGGCAGAGGAUGGUACUGUCUCCAACACGUUCACCCACAAGUGCCAGCUGCCCGAGGACAUAGACCCGCUGUCCGUCAGCUGCUCCCUCACAGAUGCCGGCACCCUGGUCAUCACCGCCAUGCGCCGGGCUGGCUGGGACCUGCCGCCCCUGUACCGCAGCGAGCUCCAGUUCUGAGUGCCGGGGGGCGGCCACCAGCCACAUCCCAGUAUGCACUGGGCCUUGGGCACCAUGGCUCAGGGAGGACUGGUGCAGGCUGGUUGGGGAGGGGUCUCUGGGCCAGGGGAGCAUCUCCAGGGCCCAGACUCCUGGGUCUGUGUGCUGCCUGCUGUGCCAUUGUCAUGAAUAAAGGCUGUCCUCAGUG
This is a messenger RNA of Alligator sinensis (Chinese alligator), 694 nucleotides long. Its product is annotated as heat shock protein beta-7-like. The coding region runs from base 40 to 507 and encodes 155 amino acids. The transcript has 3 exons. The record is from RefSeq and is a predicted model, not a curated record. NCBI's taxonomy places the organism in Eukaryota, Metazoa, Chordata, Crocodylia, Alligatoridae.